AAAAGAACUUGACCAAUAUCCAGCCAUCUUGACCUCACGCUUGGUCAACAACCCAUAUGUACAUUUCUUAGCCACUGGUCCUUUGCAAAAAGCAAUGUGAAAUGACUAAGUUCUGCGUAUUUUGGGGAACGUGAAUAUAAUGACAGUGGCUGAUUUUUCUUAUAAUCCGUCAAAUAUUGAAUGCCUUCAAUCUUUCAUCUUUCGUUAAAAGGAAUUAUAACCUUCACAUCAGUUGGAACACAUGAAGAAAAUGGGCACAGUACUGUAUAUAUUGCCAUUCUGAGUUUGAAACUGUGAACAGUCCUUGUCAACCAGAGAAGCUGCAAACACCAACUGAAACCCUUCAACCCUUAAAUACUGUCCGCACCAGUGACUUCUACUGCUAGCAGUAAUCGAAGCUGUGGCUUGUUGCAUUUCCCUCAUGGGACGGUGGUCACAGUUAAGAUAUCUUCUGGUUUCCUGCAUGUUAGGUCUUCUGUUUUUAGUGGCAUUUCAUGGUGAAGUGAAUUACCUCUGGAAAAGACUACCACAUCACAGUACUGAUCAACACCAAUUAACAGUUGAGACAACCAGACGGAUAUUAAAGCUUAUCUCAGCUGGCAAGUGUGUUCCUAUUAGACAGGUUCUCUUUCUCAAGACACACAAAACAGGAUCAUCCACUGUGGCUAACAUCUUCUUCCGUUACGGCGACUCUAACGAUCUUUCUUUUGUUCUCGGCAUUGACUCAAUGAUUGGCUGGCCUCAUCGAUUUCGCCUCAUACAUGCCUUGCCGCGCAAUGGAAUUCAACCAAAUUUUCUGUGCAGUCAUACAAGAUACAAUGAAGAAACCAUGCAUCAUCUCUUCCCAAAGGAUACCAGCAUGUACAUUACGAUCCUCAGAGACCCGGUAGACCAGUUUGAAUCAGUUUUUAACUACGUGGAAUUCGGUGAAGUUUUUGGUUUUGGUAAGGACCCAACAAAAUCUAUAAAGUCAUUUCUCAGGAAUGGAAUAGAAUUUAAAAAUAUUACUGCAAGUCGAUCAUCAGUUUUAGCCAGAAAUCCCAUGAUGCUUGACUUUGGUUUAGAUUACCAGUUCUACCAGAACUUGACAGCAGUCAAAGAGUACAUUGCCUUUUUGGAAAAAGAAUUUGAUUUGGUGAUGAUCAUGGAAUACUUUGAAGAGUCUAUGGUGCUAAUGAAACGCUUGCUUUGCUGGGAAUUUGAAGAUUUUUUCCACAUUAAAUCCAAUGCGAGAGUGGAUAAAGAAAGAGCUGAAAUGAGUGACAACUUAAAAGAGAACAUCAAACGAUGGAACAAAGCUGAUAUGUUAUUGUACAAGCACUUUAACAGGACAUUUUGGCGCCAAAUAAACCUGGAGGGGGAAGGGUUUUAUGGUGACCUGAAAACUUUUCAUCGGAUGAAUGAAGAAAUGAAUGAAAGGUGCUUUAACGGAACUUUGACCCUUCAAUUAGUUUAUCCUGGCAAAUAUGUGAAGUCACCUGUUUUAAAUCCAAACUUGCCAGCAGAAAUAAAGGACAAAUGUGAAAAGAUGACUAGAAAAGAAAAUGCAUAUCUUGAACACUUGAGAAAUAAACAAUUCUCAAAAUCGGCAGGUUACAUCAAGACAUUGCUAGACAAAGAGAAAGAACCUGACAAUACAAUUAGCUGGGAUGUAGCGAAAGACCUCGCUUACGAUCCUUUGCCGCUAUAAAAAUAUAUUGUAAAAGUAGAACUGAAGGUUGG
Messenger RNA from Orbicella faveolata, 1722 nucleotides. Its product is annotated as galactose-3-O-sulfotransferase 2-like. Gene Ontology annotation, molecular function: galactosylceramide sulfotransferase activity. Lineage: Eukaryota; Metazoa; Cnidaria; Anthozoa; Scleractinia; Merulinidae. The record is from RefSeq and is a predicted model, not a curated record. Gene Ontology annotation, cellular component: membrane. Gene Ontology annotation, biological process: glycolipid biosynthetic process.